CUCAAAAUGUUAACCGUGUGUCGCUCACACUCCCUGCCGGGUUUGCAGCAUGUGCCCGUCUGUUUGCUAUGAGGUAAAAAUAGAGUUCUAUCUGCUUUCAGGAGGUAACCUUGUUUUCUGCUCAUCUGAAUAGCUUCAAGAAAUUCAAAUGUGAAAUUGCCGACCUCCUUGCUAACGUAUAUAACUUAUUCCUGCAAUCAGGUGCUGUACUGGAGGACUGGAAAGUUGCAGAUGUAACACCGAUUUUCAAAAGGGGAUCCAGGGGUGAGCCGGGAAAUUACAGGCCAGUUAGCUUAACAUCCAUUCCAGGCAAAUUGAUGGAAAGCAUCCUCAAGGAUAAAAUUGUAAAGCACAUAGAACAACAGGCCCUGCUGGCAGUGAACCAGCAUGGGUUCUGCAAAUGUAAAUAUUGCCUCACAAACCUUUGGGUGUUCUUUGAGAGUGUCAACAAGUGUGUGGAUCAAGGUGAUCCUGCUGACAUAGUAUACCUGGACUUCCAAAAUGCUUUUGACAAAGUUCCUCAUCAAAGACUCCUGAGAAAACGUAGCAGUCAUGGGAUAAGCGGACAAGUACAUGUGUGGAUUGCUAACUGGUCCAAGGACAGGAAACAGAGGAUAGGUAUGAAUGGAGAGUUUUCACAAUGGAGGGAAGUAAAAGGUGAGGUCCCCCAGGGAUCUGUACUGGAACCGGUGCUUUUUAAUUUAUUCAUAAAUAAUCUAGAAGUUGGGGUAAGCAGCAAGGUGGCCAAAUUUGCAGAUGAUACCAAACUCUUCCAGGUAGUGAAAUCCAAAACACAUUGUGAGGAGCUCCAAAAGGAUCUUUCUAAACUGGGUGAGUGGGCAACAAAAUGGCAAAUGUGGUUCAGUGUUGGCAAGUGUAAAGUGAUGCACAUUGGGAUGAAAAUCAGCCCCCCCCCAACUUCAAGUAUACGUUGAUGGGGUCUGGGCUGUCAGUGACUGACCAGGAGAGAGAUCUUGGGGUCGUGGUGGACAGCUCAUUGAAAGUGUCGACCCAAUGUGCAGCAGCUGUGAAAAAGGCCAAUUCCAUGCUAGGGAUCAUUAGGAACGGGUUUGAAAAUAAAACUGCUAACAUUAUAAUGCCUUUAUACAAAGUGAUGUUGUGGCCACACCUGGAGUACUGCAUACAAUUCUGGUCACCAUAUCUAAAAAAGGACAUUGUAGAACUGGAAAAGGUGCAGAAGAGGGCAACCAAGAUGAUCAGGGGCCUAGAGUUGGGGUACCGUGUGAAUGAGGCAAGACUACAACACCGAGGGCUAUUUAGUUUAGGGGGAAAAGACUGGGGGGAGACAUGAUAGAGGUCUGUAAAAUCAUGCAUCAUGUGGAGAAAGUGGAUAGAGAGAAAUUCUUCUCUCACACACAGAACACUAGAACCAGGGGUCAUCCCAUGAAACUGAUUGCCAGGAAAUUUAGGACCAACAAACGGAGGUACUUUUUCACACAAUGCAUAAUCAACUUGUGGAAUUCUCUGCCACAAGAUGUGGUGACAGCCAACAAUCUGGAUGGCUUUAAGAAGGGUUUGGAUAACUUCUUGGAGGAGAGGUCUAUCAACGGCUACUAGUCAGAGGGCUAUAGGCCACCACCAGCCUCAAAGGCAGGAUGCCUCUGGGUACCAGUUGCAGGGAAGUAACAGCAGGAGAGAGGGCAUGCCCUCAACUCAUGCCUGUAGGCUUCCAGUGGCAUCUGGUUGGCCACUGUGUGAAACAGGAUGCUGAACUAGAUGGGCCUUGGGCCUAAUCCAGCAGGGCUAUUCUUAUGUUCUUACAGACCCAGCCUUUCUAACUCUCAACUCUUCUUUCUCUUUUCACUCUCCAUGCUGACCACAACUGAGGCACUGCCUAAUUGCAGAAACUGUACAGUUACCUGCCAAGCUCCCCUAAAAUAGCAAGGGGAACAGUUGUUAUUUCCCACCCAUUAACUAGAUUUGGAAAUGGAACAGCAUUCUUCAAGAUUGUCCUUCAAGGGGAAGAAUGGCAGUUCAGUCCCCAAAUAGCAAAGAAAAACCAGUUUGGUGAGAAAGCAGCAAAGCAAGAAAGAGAGAGACCAAAACAAACAGUCAUCUCUGGAGAGACAAAAUGGAGACUAGCACUGGAAGAACCCAGAGGGGAGGAGUCCAGCACUUCUAUCCAUGACCCUAACCACCACCACCCCAGUGGUCACUAUGAGACAUUGCAGCUGAGAGCUGAUGCUGCCAGGGUCCUAGCUCCAACAAUUUUUUCAUCAUAUUCCAUUAUAUGUCAUUAAUUGAGAGAGCCAGCAUGGUGUAGUGGACUAGGACUGAGGAGACUAGGACUGGACUAGGACUGGACUAGGACUGAGGAGACCCAAGUUCAGAUCUCCAUUCAGCCAUGAUACUUGCUGGGUGACUCUGGGCCAGUCACUUCUCUCUCAGCCUACCCUACUUCACAGGGUUGUUGUGAAGAGAAACCUAAGUAUGUAGUACACCACUCUGGGCUCCUUGGAAGAAGAGCAGGAUAUAAAAUGUAAUAAUAAUGAUAAUAAUAAUAAUAAUAAUAAUUAUUAUUAUUAUUAUCCCCCAGUGAGGCACUACCUUGGCGUUGUUGUGGGGCUUGUGUGCUCUGAUGAAGGUGAGAGCUAUGCCAGAGGUCCAACCAUACUGGACAGGUCUCACCAGAGGAGCCAGACAAAGAGUGCCUCUCCCAUCAACAAUAUGGUGAGACGUAACUUUAAUAAAUCUAUACCGGAUCGGUCGUCGCCUGGGUCAACAAGGACCGCGCCAGGUGCUAUAGUCACUGGACAUCUGGUGGCAAGUGGGCAACAGGACUCAGGAUCUUCAGUUGAGCAACCAGGGCUGGAGACAGCAAAGUUACUGGAAGAAACGUCGCUUAACCGAAAAAAAUAUACAGAAUAUGCCAACAAGGAAAUAAUGAUCUGCUAUUACAAGUCUAGUCCAACUAGAAGAGGUUAUUUAAAAAGAAUGUACCAAAUUUGGAAAGAGAAGCAUCCAGACACAGAAAUAACAGAACAAAGGCUAGCAGACCAGAGAAGAUAUAUAAUAAGAAAUAAAGUAUUCACAGGAGUUGAGCUGGAAGAACUGCAAGGAGCAAUAGAGGAUCAAGAUAUGGAAGAAGAAUUACCACCAACUGAAGAAGUUGCUCAGGCGCAGGUGGAGGAGGUGUUGGAAAUCGAGGAUGCCACUGUUGCUGAACUGUUUCACAAUCAAAACCAGGCAACCUCCCCUUUGCCUUCAUCUCAAAAACCGAAAUGCCAUCUAACAGAAAAGCAACAAGAACUAAAGCAAAAAAUAACUGAGCACAUGAACCAAACAACCACCAGGGUUCGAUUUCCAGCUCUAAAAACAGUUGCCAAAAGACAACUUGCUCAGGCAUUAAAAGAUGUCAAUGCUGCACUUGCAGAAAUAACAACCAAUAAUUUGCAAGAAACAAACCAACUAAUGUACAGUGCAGCAACAAUAACAACACAAGAGCUCGGAUAUAAGAUCAGUGGACCUGUCAAAAAAGAAAGCAGUACAUCACCUAAAUGGAAGAUUAGAUUAGAAAAUAAAAUCUCCAGGCUUAGAUCAGAUGCUAGUAAAUUGAAAGAUAUGAAAGACAAAAAGCUGAAGAAUGAAAACACCAAACAGUAUCUGAUCCAAAAAUACCACCUCGAUUCAAGGAAAAUUAGAGAAGUCCUGGAAAUAAUCAAGCAGCAAAUAACAGCAGUGUCAAAGAAGAUUAGCAGAUAUGAAGCCAGAAUUACACAACACAGGCAGAAUCUCCAAUUCCAGUUGAAUCAGAGACGUUUCUACCAAAGCAUAGAAGGAGAAACUGAAAGAAACCUAGAAACACCAAAUAAAGAAGAAACAGUGCAAUUCUGGGGGAAAUUAUGGGACAAUCCAAUAGAUUAUAAUAAAAAAGCAGGCUGGAUGAAAGAGGUCAAAAAAUGUAACCAACAAAUGCAAGAUCUAAUAAGAACACCAGAAUUAAUAUGUGAAAGAGCAAAGAAAAUUAAAAAUUGGACUGCGCCAGGCGACGAUGAACUGCAUGGCUUUUGGCUUAAAUACCUAACAAGCCUUCAUAAACAACUAUCAAAACAGUUCAAUCACAUUAUGAAAGGCGGUGAUAUUGAACAAUGGCUAACAACUAGGAAAACUCAUCUCAUCAUGAAAGACCUAGCAAAAGGUGCAGUUCCAAGUAAUUAUAGACCGAUAACCUGCCUGCCAACCAUGUUCAAAUUAUUAACUGGAAUAAUAGCAGAUGAAGUCAUGCAACACUUAUUAACUAACAAACAGCUUCCAGUUGAACAGAAAGGAAAUUGCCCGAACACCAGAGGCACAAAAGACCAGCUGCUGAUUGACAAAAUGAUUUUAGAAAACUGCAAGAGAAGAAAAACCAAUAUAAGUGUUGCAUGGGUUGACUACAAGAAAGCCUUCGACUCAUUGCCUCACACAUGGAUACUAAAAUGUUUAGAAACAACUGGUGUCAGCAAAAACAUUGAGAUAUUUAUUAAAAAAGCAAUGAGCAUGUGGAGUACACAGUUAACAAUCAAUGGCGAGGCACUUGGACAGGUUAGCAUUAGAAGAGGCAUUUUCCAAGGGGUCUCACUAUCCCCUCUACUGUUUGUAAUCGCCAUGACCCCACUUUCACAAAUACUAAACAAAACAGGCCUCAGAUACCAAACAUCUAAAACAUCAAGUCAAAUCAACCAUCUGCUGUACAUGGACGAUCUGAAAUUGUAUGGAAAAUCCCAGUCAGAAAUCGAAUCACUGCUAAACACUGUCCGUAUAUUCAGUAGCGAUAUAGCAAUGGAGUUUGGACUAGACAAGUGUGCUGCAUUAAUAAGGAACAGAGGAAAAAUAACAAAAACAGAAGGAAUAGAACUGCCCAGUGGAAGUAAGAUCAAGAACCUGGAAGAGAAAGAACAUUACAAAUACUUGGGCAUUCUCCAGGCUGAUAACAUCGCACACACUGAAGUUAAAAGAAAAAUUGGAAGUGAAUACAUCAGGAGAGUUAGAAAAAUCCUCAAGUCCAAACUCAAUGGCGGGAACACCAUACAAGCCAUAAACACCUGGGCUAUACCUGUUAUCAGAUACACUGCAGGAAUAAUAGACUGGACCCAGGCAGAGCUAGAGACGCUAGAUCGUAAGACCAGGAAAAUCAUGACCAUCAAUCAUGCUCUGGACCCCCGCAGUGAUGUAAAUAGGCUAUACCUCCCUCGCAGCUCAGGUGGAAGAGGAAUGCUGCAAGUCCAUCAAAUAGUAGAGGAGGAGAAAAGAGGCCUUGAAGAAUAUAUCAAGGACAGUGAAGAAGAUGCACUUCAAAUGGUCAAGAACGAGAAACUAUUCAACACCAAUGAAACAAAGCAGGCCUAUAAGAAAGAACAAGUCAAGAACCGAGCAGACAAAUGGAAAAAGAAGCCCCUGCAUGGUCAAUAUUUGCACAAUAUAAGUGGAAAAUCAGACAUCACCAAGACCUGGCAAUGGCUUAAGAAUGGCAACUUGAAGAAAGAAACAGAGGGUUUAAUACUGGCUGCACAAGAACAGGCACUAAGAACAAAUGCAAUAAGAGCAAAAGUAGAAAAAUCCACAACAAACAGCAAGUGUCGCCUUUGUAAAGAAGCAGAUGAAACAGUGGACCACCUAAUCAGCUGUUGUAAGAAGAUCGUACAGACUGACUACAAACAAAGGCAUGACAAGGUAGCAGGGAUGAUCCACUGGAACAUCUGCAAAAAAUACAAGCUACCUGUAGCCAAAAAUUGGUGGGACCAUAAAAUUGAAAAAGUUAAAGAAAAUGAAGAUGUAAAAAUAUUAUGGGACUUCCGACUACAAACAGACAAACAUCUGUCACACAAUACACCAGAUAUAACUGUAGUCGAGAAGAAAGAAAAACAAGUCAAAAUAAUCGACAUAGCAAUACCAGGGGAUAGUAGAAUAGAAGAAAAAGAAAUAGAAAAAAUCACCAAAUACAAAGAUCUACAAAUUGAAAUUGAAAGGCUGUGGCAGAAAAAGACCCAAAUAAUCCCAGUUGUAAUUGGCGCCCUGGGUGCAGUCCCAAAAGACCUUGAAGAGUACCUCAACACCAUAGGGGUCACAGAAAUCACCAUCAGCCAAUUACAAAAAGCAGCUUUACUGGGAACAGCCUAUAUUUUGCGACGAUAUCUAUAAAUAACCAACAGUAUUGAUGAUAAAAUUCAGCCAUCCCAGGUCCUUGGGAAGGACCCGAUUUCUGGAUAAAACAAACCAGUCAAUAACACCUGUCUGACUGUGUAAACAAGAAAUAAUAAUAAUUAUUAUUAUUAUUAUAAUUAUUGUUGUUAUUUACACCAUUAUUUACAUAACACCCAUGGCAUUAUUUACAUCAGCAGCUGUGAAACAAGAAAUUACACCAAGGAUACUGAGCACUAAGCUUAUUGAACGAUUCAUGAUUGGCCUUCCUGAUUGUGGCCACAGCUUUGAAAAUUAGAUUAAGCCAGAUUCAGAAUCCCAUGUUAGCUACAUUUAUGUACUAGAACCAUAGCUUAGAAAGGAAUUCAGUUAUCAUUUUAUGUGUGCCACUAUUAUUUUCUUAUGAAACCUGGCAGUCUCAUUUUGUAUAAGAAAACAAUCCCAUUGUAACCCUACCUCCUCUUUCCCUCUUCCUCCCAAGCCCACCUGCCCACCUCCUUUUAAUGUGUUAAGAAAGGACAAUGACAAGGGACCAGGAAGAAAGGCAAUAAUUGUUUGACAACUGGUGCCUAUCAAUCAAGACCAGAGUUGGAGGAGGAAUGACAAAAACAUAUUGGGAGCUUCCUGUGCCAAGCUUUGGGGUGCAGAAUAUAAUAUAGAGAGAUAAUAUGGAGCUAUAAUAGAGAUAAUAUGGAGCCAGUGAUGAUAACAAGAAUGGAGGAAGGAAAAGGAUGAUAUAUUCUGAAACCAGAGCCCUGAGGGUGGGCAUUUGAGAGGGCAUCAACACAUCUCAACGAAUGUGAGGUCUGACCACUCCUCAGGAUCCACAGAGGACACAAGGGAUAUAAGACCCUGGGAUCUGGCCCAGAUCACCAAAGGAUAGUGGUCCAGGAGAUGUGUCUUCACCCUCUUCAAUGCUGCAGCAUUUCUCGCACCCCAGCUCCAUGCACCCCAUCUUCUCUUCAAACCCCAGCAUCUUUAAUCCCAGGAGAAACUGCAAACUUGUCAUUCAUUGGUUUCCUUGCAUCUUCCAGUAACAAAUUCUUCCCCUUAUCCCUUUCCCCUUUUGUCCCCCUCUCCCCUUCCCUUGCUAGAUAGAAUUGCUUAUAUUUAGAAUAGGAUGUAUGUAUGUAUGUAUGUAUGUAUGUAUGUAUGUAUGUAUGUAUUUAAUUUAUAUACCGCUUGAUUCCAAAGGUCUUUGCUUGCCAUGACCUCACCUAUUGUAGUUCUUUUAA
Molecule: messenger RNA, 7376 nt
Organism: Hemicordylus capensis (graceful crag lizard)
Lineage: Eukaryota; Metazoa; Chordata; Lepidosauria; Squamata; Cordylidae
Gene: POT1
Product: protection of telomeres 1
Exons: 3
Coding region: 2689-6141 (1150 amino acids)
Biological process (GO): regulation of telomere maintenance via telomerase; telomere capping
Cellular component (GO): nuclear telomere cap complex; chromosome, telomeric region
Molecular function (GO): G-rich strand telomeric DNA binding; telomerase inhibitor activity
Source: RefSeq, a predicted model, not a curated record